Molecule: messenger RNA, 168 nt
Organism: Candidula unifasciata
Lineage: Eukaryota; Metazoa; Mollusca; Gastropoda; Stylommatophora; Geomitridae
Source: the annotation of a GenBank genome assembly
AUGAUUGUAGAUAUACACAUAAGCACAAACAAAAAUAAACAAGCUGUGAACAACAACAAAAACAGGUUCUGUAAAACGUUGUUGCUUGACCUUUGCCCCAACCGGCAAAUUAAACCAGCACACAACUUAUCCAUUAUGAAAGCGGACAUCAGCACGAGUCUACCUUCU